AUGCGGUUACUUAGGUGUACUAUAUCUGGACGCUUUCGCCUUUCUACAGGCGGGGCGGGCUCUCUGUUUGGUUCUAACGCACGUCCCAUCAUUACUCCGUCGUUUACCGGCUAUUGCAAUGGAACUCGCCGCCUACACAGUGUCUGUUCAAGGCUUUCUACACUUAUACCGCCAUUACGCAUCCCAGAAAGACCAAACGUGCGUUUGGUCAAGGACCAUUCUGAGUUCCACGAUACUGUAUACUUUGUUCCAGAGCGCGACUGCGUGAAGUCUGAAGACCUCGUGUUAUCGGUUUUUGUAAGCCAGCAGAACACCGCGUCUCUGUCCAUAUUCGACACUGUGGCAAGGCUUUCGACUGAGCAUCCCGGUCAUCGUUUUUUGAUCAUCGAUGCUGACCAGGUGCCCCGUGCUGCUUAUGAUGCUGACCUACAGCAGUUCCCUGCCGUACUUUUAUCGUUCGGAGGCGAUAUAUAUCGCCGACUUGUACAGGUUAGCGGAGGAUAUCCAGACAACUGGCAAGCUUCGCCUCAAUGGGGUCUGCCGUCAUGUUCAUCUGAUAUCCAGCCGUCUGUGGAAUGUACAUUACCAGAGACUUUCUACGAAUCUGUGAAGCGCGAGAUUAAAACAUUCAGCGCCAAUUACAACGGUAGAGAGAUAGCCUCUUUGAAAUCGCGUGCCGGUACCCACAGCUAUAGCCAUGGCAUCGAUACCGACAAUCUCAAUGUGAAGCGCGUGGGUUGGCCAACGGAGUAG
Babesia sp. Xinjiang is the source of this 753-nucleotide messenger RNA. RefSeq lists its product as uncharacterized. Lineage: Eukaryota; Apicomplexa; Aconoidasida; Piroplasmida; Babesiidae. The transcript has 2 exons. Bases 1 to 753 code for a protein of 250 amino acids. The record is from RefSeq and is a predicted model, not a curated record.